Messenger RNA from Papilio polytes (common Mormon), 584 nucleotides. Its product is annotated as keratin-associated protein 19-2-like. Bases 12 to 584 code for a protein of 190 amino acids. The record is from RefSeq and is a predicted model, not a curated record. Lineage: Eukaryota; Metazoa; Arthropoda; Insecta; Lepidoptera; Papilionidae. The transcript has 2 exons.
CAUCAACAACAAUGACCAUGAAGAUUGCCGUAAUCUUGUGCCUGUUCGGUGUUGCUUACGCCGGAAACAUUUAUGGUGGAUCUGCCCUUGGUUCUUCUGCACUCGCACACGUCGGGACAGGGCUCGGAGCUAACCUUGGACAUCUAUCAGCUCUCAGAGCAAAUUUAGGACAUGGUCUCGACUCCGGAACCAACCUCGGGCACUUAUCAGGUGGCCUCGGAUAUGGUGCUAGUCUGGGACAUGGCUCAGCUCUUGGAUACGGUACCAGUUUUGGACACGGUGCAAAUCUAGGAUAUGGAGCUGGUAAUAGGUACAAUGGCUGGCAAGGUUAUGGAUCCGGAUCGUAUGGUUACGGAGGUUACAGCAGCGGAUACGGAGGUUACGGAGCAAGCUCGGCCUAUUCCGGACCGGAGAAGGCAUCUGUUGUCCAGUAUACGACAGUACACACAGUUGCACCUAGUGCAUCCUAUUCUGCGGGGUUAGGCGGUCUCGGUGCCUAUUCCCCAGCUAGGUCUUACGGUGGCCAAGGGUACGGUGGUUAUGGAUACGGACACGGACAUCAAGGUUAUGCUAACAAAUGGUAA